UUUGACGUCGAAUCAACUAAUUACAGCAUUCGGCCUCCUUCCAAGAUUUUUAGAAAUAUUUGGAGCAAAGACCUAACUUUGCAUUGAAUAAAUAGUGGAAAGUAUUUAUAAGAUUAGACACUAAAAGAUAAUAGAGAGAAGAGGAAAUAAUAUGACGAACUUUAUUUGUUUUUUGCCAGUCUUUCAAGUACUGUGUAAUGUAACGUAACUCCUAUACUAACAUUAUUACGCGGUGAUACAACCUAUCUACAUACUUCGUAAUUGAGAUUCUAUUUUGUUUAAAACAGUAUAAGAUAAAAAACAAUUCAGUGUAGAAGUGUGGUUCGAGAUGUGAGUGGAGAUAACAAAGCAGGAACUAACGAAAUGAACGACCUACGUGGAUUACUGUUGCUGAUAUUCUUCGGAAUACCGCUGAUAGCAACUACGAACCUCGAAUGCCGAACAAAUUUUAUAUGUGCUGAUGAGACGCAUUUCUAUAUUUGUUUAGAUUUUGGUGAUGGAAAAUUAAUAGCAAUGGACACUGUGGUUUUCCCAUGCCCGCCGCGUAUGGUUUGCGAUGAAACGAAUAUAAAUGAGUGCCAUAUACCAAUUAUUCCAACUACGACGCAGAUAAAUACAUUAGCUACUAUUAGCGAAAAAAUCAGCACGAUUCCGCCAGAAAUAACGACUUAUAUUACAACAGCUUAUGAGAAAAAUAGUGCCAUUUAUGCAGAAAGUACGACAGAAAGCAGUUUAAGCACUCUCACAACUGUAUCGAUAGAUAAACCCCCACAAAUAUCAACGACAACUCAGUAUAAUGACAGAAAGUCAAACGAUGUUGUAUAUACAAUCGACACUAGUCCUACAACAGAAUUACCACAUGGAAAUAAAAAUAAUUCUAAUGAUAUUCUAAAUGAAAGGGCCGAUACCACACAAACAAUUAUGUUAACGAUAACUCAUCAAUACGAUUCUACAAACUUUGUUGAUGAUGUUGUGAAUACCGGUACCAGUACAAUUGAAGAUAGUGAAUCACACAUCAGCGCGACACAGCAGUCUGAUUAUGUAAGUGCGACGGGCUCUAGUGCUAUUGAAGAAAAUGAACAUACAUAUAAAUUUAAUGAAAUUGCAUUUCUAAAUGUAACAACUUCUGUACCAAUAAAGAAAAGUGCCUUUUUAAGUCCUUACGUUUUAAACUUUACAAAAUUACAUGAUUCUAUGGAUAAAAUAAACGCAAAGACUGAAGAAGAUGACUUAGGUAUUAGUAAUAAAAUUGCAUUUACUUCAGAAGUAACAGCUUCUAUGUCUACAAAAUCUAACAAUUCCAAUAAAACAAUAGGCGAAAGUAUGAUUACUUAUCAAAAUAGCAAACGUAAUACUACGAAUGAACCAAAUGUAAAAAGCAACACACUAACCGAGUCAAAUGUAUUUAUUACAACUCAUACGAUUGAAUCUAUGAAGUCAGAUAAUAUUAAAAAUGAAGCAAGCAUUGAAGAAAUAGAACAAAAACAUAAAGUUGAAGCUAUUACUAUUUCAACCUCUGAUUUUUUGCCUGAUAUCAUGCUCAAUUCUACACAGCACGAUAUUAUCAACAAAACGGAAAUAAGAAAGACUAUUAAAAAUAAACGAAUCGAUAAAAGUAAUAAUACUGAUGUUCCGUAUGUAACUGAUCCGUAUACAGAAACUACUUUUUCAAUGACUACUUAUGUUUUUGAUUCUGUAUAUACAGGCGAGUCUAUAAAUAAAACGUAUGUAGGCAUUAAUAAAAGAAAUAAGCAAUCAGAUAAAAAUACGAUCGUUGUUUCGAGUAUAAUAGCAGCAACUGAAUCAAUACCAGUUCAUCUUCUUGAUUCUGCACAGCAGAACAGUAAUUUGUCUAGUAAUAUAGACACAAAUAAGAAUAUUAAGAGUACGAGAAGUGAUAUAAGUAAUUUUACUGUUCUUCCAUAUAUAGCGAUUGACUCCUCUACAGAAACAAUACAGAAUCAUGCCCCUGUAAAUAAAACGAACGUAGUUAAUGCUGUAGAUAAACAAAUAUUUUCAAGUACAGGUGCAACUGAAUUAAUAUCUGUUCACCUUAAUGGUGCACAACAGGACCAUAAUUCUGACGUCAUAAUGAACGCAAAUGAUACUAUUAAAAAUAAGCAAAUGGACGAAAGAAAUGCUAAUAAAGUUGUAUAUGAUAAAACGACUGAUUUGCCCAAAGACACAAAUGAAUUAUUAACUUCACCAAGUUUUACAUUUUUAAAGUUAGAUAAUCUUGAAAAUAAAAUGAACAUAAGUACGACUGCAGAAAGUAGGCAAUUUAAUACACUUGCUGUGUCAAGUAUAUCUCAUAAUGUGCCUGAUUUUACUUUCAAUUAUUCAAAGACCUACGCUAGUGCUAAUACAAUGGAAACGAGUACGACGACAAGUAUACCAAAUGACACGUCUUUUAAGACUACUUAUAGUUUUUUUUCCACAAAAAACCCUGAAAAUAUGAUAGACAAAAUCAUAACUGACAAAGACAAACCAACUUUUCACACUUUAUUAAAUUUAAACAUACCGACAACUAUAACAACAAUUUCCCAAUUUGAUGAUGCAAUAGACAGACACGAAGAAAAUAAAUAUAUAGCUACAACAGCUUUUGCACAGUCAUUCAACGAUACAUCUACAGAAAAAAUAUAUUUAGCGGCUUAUCGUCCUGAAAUUAAACCAAUAUUUUAUCCCAUCCAUAUAAAUGACACGAGUACAAUCGAACAAAAUAUAAGUGAAGAUUCAAGAAUGAUUUCGAAGACAACGACUAAUGUUCUAAUACAAAAUGAUUCGGCUCAUGCUUCAAAUCCAGCUGUUGGUGAAUUAAUAACAAGAACAACAGCGAUAAGAAAUUCCACAACAAAAUUUCUUGAUAUUAUUGAUAAAACAACCUUAAGUAAUUAUGUAAACAACACACGUUUAAAGGGGAAAGAAAAUUUUACAUUGGCAAAUACGUUUACGACAACAGAGAGAAACGAGUUGGCUGUUGCUAAUUUCAGCGAAAUUACAAAGUUAAGUAAUCCUGACAUGACAGCUGUACUAACGACCGGGAAAAUUCUGCUAAAAGAUAAUAAUACCGAACCAAUUCAUAAACUUUUCACUGACAACUCAACGACUUUCUAUAAACCUGCCAAUGCGAUUAAUGUUGUUAAUGAAGAAAAUUUAUUCACAGAUAUGCCGAUUACUUCUAAAACAACAAACGAUAUAUCAACUACAAAUUAUAAUUUUGAAAAGUUACAUACUGCUGAAACCAUACACGAAGAUGAAUAUAAUAUAGAGACUUUUUCCAAAGCAACUACUGAAACAUCAUUAGAAACAAUUGUUGUAACAAGUAAAUACGUCGAUAACUCUAUGAAGAUUUACGAAUCUACUAAACUAACAGAUAUGAUUUGGGUUGAUAGUUCACUAGAAAAAUAUGUGCACUACUCAACUCCACAUAUUGAAUCAAGCGACUCUCUAAAGACAGUGUAUGAAAGUACAACUAAAGAAUAUGAUGAAAUACAAAGAAAAGACACAACCGUAUUUUUGAAGUCAUCAACCAAUGCUGCGAAGAAAACGAUUUCGGACCGUUUUAUUUCAACAGAGUUUGAAAACAUUGAUUACACGACAGAAACAAUUAAGGGAGAAAACGUAGAAACAAACUCAAUCGGUACAACUGUUGACUUAACAGCAAACAUGGCAUUUCAGCCACAUCAAUUAUAUAACUCUACAAAGAUAUAUAAUACUAUACACAAGAUUAAUGCAAGAGAAGAAAACGUAGAUUUUAGAGAAAAUAUUCCAAAUACUACACCAAAUGUAAUAACUGAAAAAAAGGAAAUUAAUACAAAAUCACACACAAGUACUAUGAGUGAUAGAAUAUUAGAAACGACCAGUGAUUACAUUUCCACGGAUAUAUUUUUAUUAAAUAAUACUACUUCAAUUAAAAUAAGUACAUUAAAAGAUAAUAAUGAUUUGAAACUUCUCAAAUCUAAGAAAAUGUCAACAGAAACAGUUUUUUCUAUAGAUAAAAUUAAUCUAGAUCAUGAUACAUUGCGAGUUCUUAUUAAUAUAAAUGAUAAAACGAGUAACAAUAGCAAUAUUGCAACGGGUAAUAGUGCAAACAAGUAUUUUGCCAAUAACAUUCCACCCAAUAAUAGCUCUAAAAAUGAUGAUACAACGACUAUAUUUGAUUCACUUGAAAGGAACAAAUAUAAAAAAUCGGUUGUUUUAAACAACUCUUCAUCACCGAUUAUUUCAGACAAUAUUUUCAGACAAAUACUUUCCGAAACAGAUUUGAUAAGUAACGAAACUAUAACAUUUGAACCAUUUUUAACAAAAAAUAACGAAAAUAUAAAUAUGAAAAAUACGUUCAAAAUCAAAGCGAGAUUUUCACAUGAAAAUAAUUCUUUGGUACUAAAUACUACUACUAUUCCAAAUUCUAAAAUUAAGAUUAUUUCUACAGUUCCAAACAAAUUUGUUGAAAAUUCAUUACACAUAACUAAUUUAACAACAAGUCAGAUGGGAAGUACAAAGCCAGAUUUUAUAGCUAUCAUUACUGAUUUACCUUCAACUGAAAAUAUUAAAAAAUAUAUACCAAACUCCGAGCUUUUACACACAAGCAAUACGACAUAUAGCGGCAUUAAAAUUGUUACCAGUGACACUGAAAAUAAUUUGAAUAAAAUAACAACUAUGGCAAAUAAAAAUGCUGAAACCAAAAAUAAUACAUCUGUAUAUAUUUAUGACUAUAUUGAUAAUCCCCUUAAAGAACAGCCACUUCAAUAUACACAACCAAUAGAAUACGCCACCGUGUCAAGUUCAACAUCUCCGUCUGAAGAUACAAAUAUGUUAAAUUCGAUCAUCAAUACUACGAAAAUAGUAAAAAAUAUUCAUGGAAAAUAUGGAGAAAAGCAAACACAAAACUUAUCACCAGCUCUGAAAAAUACUUUUAGUGACAUUGAAUCAAAACAAUAUGUUAUUGAGGAAACUUUUCCAACAAAAAAUGUUCAGUAUUCUACUGAGAAUGUACAUUACACAAAUGUUGAAACCAAAAAUAAUGCAUCUGAAUAUAUUUAUGGCUAUAUUGAUAAUCCUCUUAAGGCACAGACGCUUAAAUAUACACAACCAAUAAAAUACGCCACUGUGUCAAGUUCAACAUCUCUGACUGAAGAUACAAAUAUGUUAAACUCGAUCACCAAUACUACGGACCAAGUGAAAGAUAUUCAUGACAAAUAUAAAGAAAAGGAAACACAAAACUUAUCAUCAGCUCUGAAAAAUACUUUUAGCGACCUUGAUCCAAAACAAUAUGUUGCUGAGGCGACUUUUUCAAUAAAUAAUGUUCAGUCUUCUACUGAAAAUGUACAUUCUAUAAAUAGCCAAGUCAGUGCAGUUGAAUCAAUUGUAACAGGGACUAAUACAAAAACCAAGACUGUGAACCAUAUAAGUUUACCCAAGAUAAUUAGCAAAGAAACAGGACCACAUAGCAAAAUUACUACUACCCCUGUUCUUGUGUUAUUAACAAGCAAGAAAAUCAAUAUAAACUCCAAUGUUUUAAAAACAUUACAAGAAUCCAAUGCGGUACCCACUGAUUAUCCUAUCAAGGGCACGCCAUCAAUCAUUUCGUUUAAUAGCUUUAUACCUAAAACUGACAAAUUUGCAAUUGUAAGUACCGAGGCACCGCGAUCAAACAAAAACAUAAGUGAAUUCGAGUGUGUCACCGAAGGGAGAUUUAGUGACACUAUACAUGGUAAUAAUUAUUAUAUAUGCGCAAGAAAUAACGACACUUUUAUAAGAUUGAAGUUUAGCUGUCAAAAUGGUUACCACGUAAAUAAAUCAACAGUAAAGUGUGAACUAAACGAAGCGAAUUCUACAAUAGAAACCGUUUACAGAAAAAAUAUAACUGAUACACAAACGAGUCAUGGUACUGCAGCUAUUCAAGAGUAUAACAUAUCAGAGGGCAAUGUUUUAUUGCCGAAAUUAGUUGUUGGAAUGAAAGAAUUGCUAACAGUUGAAAUUAGCACAGAAAUUAAUAAAGAAUCUGAAGAUGAAGAUGACACGGAAGCCGAUGAUACAGAAGAAAAAUCUUCUAUCAGCUCAAAUAAAAAUGUACAAUCAAAAACUGCACAAAUGGAACCUUUGCCGGCUCAUCUGCCAAAUCAACAGGAAAUAUCGAAUGUAGAAAUUUUUGCAAACAACAGGAACACGGAAAUUAAGCACGAUAUGUCAAUAAUAGUAAAUACUGAAGCAAUACAAUCAAGCACAAUUUCAAAGACAUCGAAAGAAAUGCCCAUAAAAUCGGUUGGAAAUUUACAUGAACCAAAAUUGGUGGGUUCAAAAUUGAACAUUACAACAAUCGCAAAAAGUCCUCGAAUACCUAGUCUAUCAACAACAAAUAAAUAUAUAACAAGGACCACAACAACCGUAAAACCCAGUGUUAAUUGCAAGUCAUCAUCAGGCAGUGCAUCAACUAUACGAAACCAAGUCACUACCAUGAAGGUAGAAACUACUACAUCUAACACACAAAAAGAUACAAAUUUUGUAUGUCGUAGUAAAAAAAAUGGAAAGUAUGCAGAGAAUACUGAUUGCAGAAAGUUUUAUAUAUGCGCAGGCAAAGACUACCCUAUUGUAUCUGAAUGUCCUAUUGGCACAGUUUUUAGCGACCUCAGAAAACAAUGUACUAAAAACUUGUCACAUUGCAUUAGAAAUAAUGAAUUUCAAUGUCCUAGUGAAGGAAGAUUUCACGAUAUCUUUGUAACUAUUUAUUACUACAUAUGUGUUAAAGACAUUAAUCAUCAUUUUAUAAGAUUUAAGUUACGUUGUCAGAAUGGUUAUCAUGUAAAUGAAUUUACUUUGAAAUGUGAAUUAAACAAAGAUAACUCUGAAAAACCAUCAGUUUCUCAAAGCAGUGGAGAAAGUAGUGAAAAAAGUGAGUUAGAAAUAAAAAGUGAACAGAAAAGAUCCACGGAAAGGCAUCGAAGCGAAAGUAAAGAAAACAAUAUUUUCAAAUGUGAGGAAAAAGGAAAAUUUCCUGAUCCAGAUAACUGUAGAAACUACUAUGUAUGUUCAAAAAAACACAAACGGUUUCGACAAAAAAGAAAACGAUGUAAAAAGAAUGAAGUGUUUCAUAAAGAUAGAUAUAGGUGCGUCAGUGCAGACUCACAUAAAUGUGAUUAUGAUUAAAUGUAAAUUUAGUAUCAGUAAUUGAAGGGAAGUGUCUUGCAAGUUGUUAUUCAGUGUGUGCCAUUAUGACCAGUGUCGUCAAAACCUCCAAAACUAGGGCUUCGGGUCUACAGUUUAGCCUCAUUGUUUAUAAAAAGCUAAAGCAUGUAUGUUUCUUUCGUUCUAUCGAUGCCAAAUUUUGUAAAGUGACAAAACAUACUUAAGCUUAAAGUAUGCUUUAUCUUUUUUAUUUAAGAAUAAAAGGGUUAAAUGUAUAAAGUAAAUUAUAUCAUAAUUUGUAUAGUAAGUAUAAUUUUGUACUUGUAAAUUUAUAUUUAUUUCGAAA
Molecule: messenger RNA, 7471 nt
Organism: Plodia interpunctella (Indianmeal moth)
Lineage: Eukaryota; Metazoa; Arthropoda; Insecta; Lepidoptera; Pyralidae
Product: mucin-3B-like
Exons: 2
Coding region: 364-7146 (2260 amino acids)
Cellular component (GO): extracellular region
Molecular function (GO): chitin binding
Source: RefSeq, a predicted model, not a curated record